Messenger RNA from Odobenus rosmarus divergens (Pacific walrus), 3894 nucleotides. RefSeq names its product ubiquitin protein ligase E3B (gene UBE3B). The coding region runs from base 434 to 3640 and encodes 1068 amino acids. The transcript is spliced from 28 exons. The record is from RefSeq and is a predicted model, not a curated record. Gene Ontology annotation, biological process: protein polyubiquitination; ubiquitin-dependent protein catabolic process. NCBI's taxonomy places the organism in Eukaryota, Metazoa, Chordata, Mammalia, Carnivora, Odobenidae. Gene Ontology annotation, molecular function: ubiquitin protein ligase activity; protein binding.
GAGUGGGAACACGGUUGGGGGUUCUCCGGGUGGUGGGGGGUACUUUGAGGGAGGUGGCCCUUUGGCCGGGUCUCUGCCUCCCCAAGUCGGAGGGCAGGUGUUGGGGACUGGCUUUCGUGUUCCAGGGGGGAAUCUUUUCGUAGCCGUUUCCACCCUUUUUCAUCUCUGGGACGAUAGGCUUUUUAUAGACAGACUAAUGCUGGGUGAAAAAGAUUUGUUAUUGUGGUUAUUGAUGCCGAGGGAAGAUGCUGGGCUCAGGAGUCACCCAAACCGGAGUUCGAAUCCUAUUCACUCGCUGUGUGACCUUGGAAAAGACAAGCUCCUCUGAAGCAAGAAGCUGCCCUCAGCUGUGAGUCCUCGACAACAUCACUAAUGAUUACCUGGCGUUUCUGUGUCACAGGCAGGUCCUCAGGGUUUGUGCAAGUUUGCAAACAUGUUCACCGUUUCUCAGACCUCGAGAGCAUGGUUCAUCGAUAGGGCCCGUCAGGCUCGAGAGGAAAGGCUCGUGCAGAAGGAGCGGGAACGGGCAGCCGUUGAGAUUCAGGCCCACGUUCGGAGUUUCCUGUGUCGGAGUCGGCUGCAGAGAGAAAUCAGGAGAGAGAUCGAUGAGUUUUUUAAAGUAGAUGAUGCUGAGUCCAGUAAAAGAAACGCACUUUGUAUUUUUAAGAUUGCCAGGAAACUGCUGUUCCUGUUCAGAAUUAAAGAGGAUAAUGAGAGAUUUGAGAAGUUGUGUCGCUGCAUCCUGAGCAGCAUGGAUGCUGAGAAUGAACCCAAGGUGUGGUAUGUGUCCCUGGCUCUUUCCAAGGAUCUCACCCUCCUGUGGAUUAAACAGAUCAAACACAUUCUUUGGUAUUGCUGUGAGUUUCUUGAGCAGCUCAAGCCUGAAAUUUUACAGGACUCCAGACUCAUCACGCUGUACCUCACAAUGCUUGUCACCUUCACAGACACUUCAACGUGGAAAAUUCUCCGUGGAAAAGGGGAGAGUCUUCGACCAGCCAUGAACCACAUUUGUGCAAACAUCAUGGGACAUCUCAACCAGCAUGGAUUUUAUUCUGUGCUGCAGAUACUGUUAACCCGUGGCCUGGCGAGACCCCGGCCUUGUCUGUCCAAAGGCACUUUAACUGCAACCUUUUCUCUAGCGCUGCGCCCUGUGAUUGCCGCGCAGUUUUCAGACAAUCUGAUUCGGCCAUUCCUCAUCCACAUCAUGUCUGUACCCGCUCUUGUGACUCAUCUCAGCACAGUGACCCCUGAGCGCCUCACUGUUUUAGAAUCUCAUGACAUGCUUCGUAGAUUCAUCACAUUUUUAAGAAACGAAGAUCGAUGCUGUGACGUAUGUGAAAGCUUAGAAGGAUGCCAUACGCUCUGUCUAAUGGGCAACCUCCUUCACCUGGGCUCCCUCAGCCCCAGGGUGUUAGAGGAGGAGACGGACGGGUUUGUGAGUUUGCUCACCCAGAUGCUGUGCUACUGUCAGAAGUACGUGUCCCAGAAGAAAUCCAACCUGACCCACUGGCACCCUGUCCUCGGCUGGUUCUCGCAAUCUGUGGACUACGGCCUUAAUGAGUCCAUGCCCUUGAUCACCAAGCAGCUGCAGUUCCUGUGGGGGGUGCCUCUGAUCCGGAUCUUCUUCUGUGACAUCCUGAGCAAGAAGCUGCUGGAGAACCAGGAGCCAGCCCACGUGCAGCCAGCAUCCCCCCAGAAUGUGCUUCCCGUGAAGAAUCUCCUGAAGCGUGCGUUUCAGAAGUCUGCAUCCGUUCGGAAUAUUCUCAGGCCUGUUGGGGGUAAGCGUGUGGACUCUGCGGAGGUCCAGAAGGUCUGCAACAUCUGUGUCCUCUACCAGACCUCGCUGACGACUCUGACCCAGAUCCGGCUGCAGAUACUCACAGGUCUCACUUACCUUGAUGACCUGCUCCCCAAACUGUGGGCAUUUAUCUGUGAGCUGGGGCCCCACGGAGGGUUAAAGCUCUUCUUGGAAUGCCUCAACAAUGACACUGAAGAGUCCAAGCAGCUCUUGGCCAUGCUGAUGCUGUUCUGUGACUGCUCCCGGCACCUCAUCACGAUCCUUGACGACAUUGAAGUUUAUGAAGAACAGAUUUCCUUCAAACUGGAAGAGCUGGUCACCAUCUCCUCUUUCCUGAACUCCUUUGUGUUUAAGAUGAUCUGGGAUGGACUCGUAGAGAACGCCAAGGGGGAGACUUUGGAGCUGUUCCAGUCCGUGCACGGGUGGCUGAUGGUGCUGUAUGAGCGGGACUGUCGGCGCCGCUUCGCCCCUGAGGACCACUGGCUGCGCAAGGAUCUCAAGCCUAGUGUGCUCUUCCAAGAACUGGACAAGGACAGGAAACGGGCCCAGCUGAUCCUGCAGUACAUCCCUCACGUCAUUCCCCACAAAAACAGAGUUCUCCUGUUUCGAAACAUGGUCACCAAGGAGAAGGAGAAACUGGGGCUCGUGGAGACCAGCUCGGCCUCUCCCCACGUCACUCAUAUCACUAUCCGACGGUCCCGGAUGCUGGAGGACGGCUACGAGCAGCUCCGGCAGCUCUCCCAGCACGCCAUGAAGGGCGUCAUCCGCGUCAAGUUUGUCAACGACCUCGGGGUGGACGAGGCAGGCAUUGACCAGGACGGUGUCUUCAAGGAGUUCUUGGAGGAAAUCAUCAAGAGGGUGUUCGACCCAGCACUCAAUCUGUUCAAGACAACCAGCGGGGACGAGAGGCUCUACCCCUCACCCACGUCCUACAUUCACGAGAACUACCUGCAGCUCUUUGAAUUUGUGGGCAAGAUGCUGGGGAAGGCCGUGUACGAGGGAAUUGUGGUGGACGUGCCCUUCGCGUCCUUCUUCCUGAGCCAGCUGCUCGGGCACCACCACAGUAUCUUCUACAGUUCUGUGGACGAGCUUCCUUCGCUGGACUCAGAGUUCUAUAAAAACCUCACUUCCAUUAAGCGCUACGACGGGGACAUUGCUGACCUGGGCCUGACUCUGUCGUAUGACGAGGACGUCAUGGGUCAGCUUGUUUGCCAUGAACUGAUUCCUGGAGGGAAGACCAUUCCUGUUACGAAUGAAAAUAAGAUUAGCUACAUCCAUUUGAUGGCACAUUUUCGGAUGCACACCCAAAUAAAAAACCAGACAGCUGCCCUCAUUAGCGGAUUCCGCUCCAUUAUCAAGCCCGAGUGGACUCGGAUGUUCUCAACCCCUGAGCUACAGCGUCUCAUCUCCGGUGACAAUGCUGAGAUUGAUCUGGAAGAUUUAAAGAAGCACACAGUGUACUACGGUGGCUUUCAUGGAAGUCACAGGGUCAUCAUCUGGCUGUGGGAUAUUCUGGCCUCUGACUUCACACCCGACGAGAGAGCCAUGUUUCUGAAGUUUGUGACCAGCUGCUCCAGGCCCCCGCUCCUGGGAUUCGCCUACCUCAAGCCUCCCUUCUCCAUCCGCUGUGUCGAAGUGUCAGAUGAUCAGGACACGGGGGACACCCUGGGCAGUGUCCUCCGGGGCUUCUUCACCAUCCGCAAGCGGGAGCCGGGCGGCCGUCUGCCCACCUCCUCCACCUGCUUCAACCUGCUCAAGCUGCCUAACUACAGCAAGAAGAGCGUCCUCCGGGAGAAGCUGCGCUAUGCCAUCAGCAUGAACACGGGCUUCGAGCUCUCCUAGUUCCCCGCUCCCGCCACCUGCCCUGGCCAACUCCUGGGGUCCCAGGGACCUUCAGCUCCAGGGGGCAGGGUCACCCUGGGAGUGGGUGACCCACAGGCCGGGUGACCUCUCACUCUCUAUAGCCAUGAGACUCCCCUGUGGCCUCAACUACUUGGGACGCACAUGACGACUCCAUAGCAUUCUCCAGGUGACACUGAUGGGAAGGGUGUUGAGAAUAAACCUCCAGGUUCUGCCCGCACUGAUCCUUUUCUCCU